UCGGCGGCAUACGAGCCAUACUCACAUAUAAAACAAAAGAUUUUAGGUCAAAAGAAGAAAAAAAAAAACUCAUAAAUAAAUUAAAAAUUCAUAUUUGGCAAUCAAUAGAGUGCAGACAAACGUGUUUUUUUAAUGCGUCACACGCGUAUUGCGAUCCUCCCCAAUACAUGCAGCAUUUAGACAAUUUCUAGGGCUGUUUGUAGCGACCGGCACAGUCUGACAGAAUUGGUAGCAUCUUCCACAACGCCGCAGAGAGUCACGGAAGUCAUAAAAUUUUCAACCCAAGUCCCUAAUACCAUAACUCAAAGGUCAUGCCGUCGACCUGCAAAUUUCGCUUGAACAACAAGAAUGGGGUCUACUACAGUGGCCAAUGGGUGAAGGGUGUCAUAGUGCUGCAAACCACCAAGGAGAAGACCAUAAGGAACAUUUGCCUAAGGAUUUUGGGGGAAGCCAAGGUACACUGGAGCGAAAAGAAUAGCAGGGAAAAGUCCACUGGCAUGCAUGAGCAAAUAGCCAAUUAUAAAGGAAACAAAACAUAUGUUGACCAACACGUUGUGGUCUACGAAGAGGAGGUCUUGCCUGCAGGCACCUAUGUCUUUCCCUGCAGGUUUCGCCUGCCCAAGUCCUGCCCCACAUCCUGCAGAGGCAAAUAUGGUCAUGUGCGUUACUUAUUGCAGUUAACAGUGGAUAGGCCCUUCCGUUAUGACAAUGUAUUCAACAGGCCACUGACCGUACUGAAACGGGUCGAUCUAAAUUUGAAUCCAGAGUUCAAGGUCCCUUUACAAUGUGAGGAGAUCUGCUCCGUGGGUUGCUGGCCUUGUGCCACUGGCGAUAUCAUAUUUACCCUGUGGAUUCCCUUUGGAGCCUAUGCCUCUGGCCAAAUUUUACACUACUCUCUGAAAAUACAAAACCACUCGAUGACGGACAUAACCGGCUAUAAAGUGGAAUUCAUAGAAUGCAUGACAUUUGUUGCCCAAAGACCGGAAUACAACGAAAUUGAAACACGAACAACGGUGGCCAGUCAAAAUAGCGACGAUGUUUGUCUACGUCUUUCGAAUCGUCAAUUCGAAGGAGAGAUGGAAUUACCCUCACUGCCAGCGGAUACCGAAGACCAGGGCCUAAUACGCGUGGAACAUUAUCUACAAAUCGAGAUGAUACUGAGGGGAUGUCAUAGCAAUAAGACCAUAGCGGUGCCAAUAUUCAUAGGAAAUGUGCCCAUAAGAGAGAGUUUGGACAGGGCUGCCGAAGCGGAGACUACACCUGUCCAGAAUCCGCCGCCAGCAUACCAUCAAUCAGACUCAUCGGAUGAGGAGAGUACGGCCGAUAGACCACCUCCAUAUGGAGAUCUAAAGCCCCCCUCAUUCGAAGAAGCCAUCAGCCGAUCAACGUUUUUCUUGGACGUGGAAGCCAACGAAUUUUCUCCCGAUGACAAUUUUCAACCACUGUAUCCCAUGUAUCGCCAUGUUAAUGACAAAAACUAAUAUUUGAAAAGUUAAGCGCAAAAUUAAACAGCCACUACCUCAGGAACGGGCAAAAUAAAUUUGAAUAUGACAUUUUGGGGCCCAAUCAAAAAUGAAAAAUCUUAAGCAUUUGCGUCAUCAAAAAAACACCGUUUUCGAUAGAGCGUAAAAGCCAUCAUUAAAUUUGUAUAAAAAAUUUAGUUUGUUUUUUCUACAAUUAACAAAUGGGGACUUUGAGUUUUCAUUAAUUUCGCAGGAAGCUACAACUACUGCAACGAGACUCCUAUGAACCCCAUCUGCUACACUCUGAAAAUAAAAUGAUGCUUAAAAACUAAAUACAUUAAUCAAUUAUAAAAGCAAUGAACAAAUGCUAAGAUUGAGAUCUUACAGACUCAAUCUAAAGAAAUUUGUGCAAAAGAAAAUUCUCUCUUAAAACUCAUUUACUCUUUUAAU
Molecule: messenger RNA, 1913 nt
Organism: Stomoxys calcitrans (stable fly)
Lineage: Eukaryota; Metazoa; Arthropoda; Insecta; Diptera; Muscidae
Product: arrestin domain-containing protein 17
Exons: 5
Coding region: 312-1481 (389 amino acids)
Biological process (GO): protein transport
Cellular component (GO): cytoplasm
Source: RefSeq, a predicted model, not a curated record